Messenger RNA from Seminavis robusta, 1649 nucleotides. The record is from the annotation of a GenBank genome assembly. Lineage: Eukaryota; Bacillariophyta; Bacillariophyceae; Naviculales; Naviculaceae.
AGUCUUUGAAAUUGUCCACAGUGUAUUGCAUUUCACUGACUGCAGAAGGUGCAUCUUUCUCUCAUAGAACGAAGCAGCUCCACGUACGUUCCUCAGUUGACUCAUCGUUAAACUUUCAUCAAGCCCAUGAGGGUUUGGGACGAAGACCGUCUCCUCAAGCAGCUCGCUCUUUCGCGACAGGCUCGAAGUAGCGAGAGGAAAGAGUUUGGUGCCGGUAGCAUCAGACAAGACCCAGUGGCUUUCCUGUUGCUAUUCGUCCGUAAGUUCGGCGAGAAGCACUGCGAGUUUCUCCUCAUCCCGGCCAGCCUCCAGGAACCCCUGGAAGAGGCUUACAACAAGACCAGCGUCGAAACUCUAAACAAUGAGUUCGUUCGUUGGGAUGAAGAAGAAGAGGAUAUGGAAUAUGGCGUUUGGAUUGCCGAUCAGCAUGAGGAUGCAUCGGAUGAGGGUUCCUUUCAAGGAGGUCGCUACGAGUCGCGCUACGUGGGCAAGGCAAUCUUCCGUACCGCCGCCAGUGGCAAGCCAUUGGUAAAGAUGGAAGGAUCCCCCGGAUGGAUGGAAGCCAUGAAGCAAAAGUACAUCAAUUUGGAUGCCCAGAGUCGAAUGCUGCGUGACAACAAAUCGAACAUGAACCACGACAAGAACAAAGGAGCUGUCAAGGCCGUGGCAGCUGCCGCUCUCGGAGGAGGAGCCGCGGCAGGUGGAAGUAGUAUCUUGGCAGCCAAUGCCGCCGCUGCAGCAGCAACCGCCAGUACUGUUUCAUUGGAUGCCUUUGGUGCUGGUGCUUUUGCCUACUCGGGUGGAUUUGGUGCCGCAACACAGACGGCAGGAACUGCCGGUGUCGUGGCAGCUACCCCUGUCGGACUGGUUGCGGCAGCCGGCGCUAUUGGUGGCCUUGGUUUGUACUAUGUGAUGAAUCGUCGAAAUCGGAACAAAAUAUCGCAGGAACAAGAGGAAACAGGAAAGAGCGUCGUGAUGGAUGAACAGUCCGAGACCACAAUGGUAACCGAAGACGAAUCAGGAAGUGACGAAGAUGUUCCCUCUGGUUAUCAACAAGUAAGCGGUAAAAGCAAGGCAGAACUAGAAGAAGAGAAGAACAGAGGUGGCGCCUUGAAUUGCUGGGUGAGUCUCUUUGCUCAGAAAAUGGACUGGGAAGACACCCAGCAUGUCUUUGUUCCUGCCGUGUGCAUGACAAUAGAGGAAGCAGAGCGCGAGUUGCAAAACAGUGUUGCCAUGAAUGCGGUCGCCAAGGCAUUGUUCAGUCCAAAUGGUACACUCUUGCUAGUCGAAACUGAAGCAGGCGACCGAGACGGUUGGGGAACGGCGCUUGCUCUCAACUACGAUUUCCUAGUAAGUAACCGACUCCUUGGAGCCAUGCAAGACGCGGACGAGGACACGGAAGAGAAUAGACCUUUAUUGGCGACGGUAGAAGAAACGUCGGCAAAGCAGGAACAAGGAACGAAUUGGAUUUUUGAGAAGAUCCGAAAGAAGAGAGAAAAGUUUGGCUCUGGUACCGGUCUCCCCGCUCCUAUUGUUCGCUGAUAACGGGGCGACUGUACCGUCUGCUUUUGCUUGCCAAGGAUCGAGCCGUUUGGCGUAGCGUACGAUCGGCCGUACGACUAUACUAAAGUAGAGAAUUGUUUGAUUUG